AAAAACCCAACUAAUUUCGUGGAUUUAUAUGGUUUUUUUGAUAGCGCAAUGUCUUUGAAAAAGGCAAAAAGUAAUUUUACUUCGUCAAAGUUGAAGAAAUUAAAAAAGCCCGUAGCAAAACCAGCAACGGCAUGUCGCAAAGCGGAGAGCUAUGAAUCCGAUUCCAGUGAAAAUAUCUUAUCGGAUGACGAUGAAAAUCAAUGGAAAGAUACAAAACGUACGGUUACCGAUCCGACGCCCGAUUACCAUAACAUUCAAAAAUUGGUUAAAUACGUUAAGGCAGGCAAUAAUACAGCCACCAUUGUUUCAUUGUGUUGUCUAAAAGAUUAUGAUUUAAGCAUAUCAACCAAUCAAGUGGCAAUUCAGGAAAUUGGCGGAAUUGAAGUGCUUGUCAAUUUACUCGAAAGCAAAGACGCAAAAUGUCAAAUGUCUGCAUUGCAAAUACUUGUACGAAUCUCAAGAUCGGCAGAUGUUCAAAAAGCGAUUGUUAACUUAGACGGUAUCCCAUUGUUAGUAAAUAUUUUAUCAGAACCAGCACUUAAUUUAAAGACAAUGGCAGCGGAAACGUUAGCAAAUGUAGCAAAAAUCAAAUUGGCGCGUCGUCUUAUUCGCAAGUGUGGUGGUAUUCCAAAAUUAGUGGAUUUGCUUGAUGUGAAGCUAGAUAUUUUAUUAAUGUCUCGAGAGCAAUUAGUCGACGAACAAAAAUUACAAAUCGAUAUGGCUCAGGCAGGUGCUCGCGCAUUGAGUUCACUAUCCGAAUCGAAGCCAAACAAAGAAGCAAUGCGAAAGUUUGGUUUGGUGCCGUUGAUGACCCGAGUUUUAAAAAGCGUCCAUACCGAUUUGAUAAUUUCGAUUAUGAAUACUUGUUCAAAUUGUGUAACAGAGGAUAAUUUUCAAAUUGCUGUUAUCACGGAAAAUAUGAUACCUGACAUUGUUUAUCACUUGUACUCGGAGAACUUGGAUAUUAAAUUACAAUGUAGUUUGGCCAUAUUCAAAUGCGCCAGCAAUCGAACUGUAAGCGAUAUGGUACGAGAGGCACAUGGACUAGAACAAUUAAUGGCAAUUGUAAAAGAUAAGACUACGAGGGAAAAUAAACCGUUAUUGGGAGCUGCCACGGGUGCACUAUGGAAAUGCACACUUGUCGAAGAGAAUGUAAAACAAUUAGACAAUCUUCGCAUUUUGAAUGUCUUUGUUACACUUUUGAACGAUGAAAAUGAGGAUGUCUUAACAAAUGUGGUCGGAGCGUUGGCGGAAUGUUUAAAAUUCACGAGCAACCGAAUAACUUUUCGCACAAUCGGCGGUUUAACACAUCUUGUCAGUCUACUGAAUAGCACAUAUGAACCAUUGCUGGAGAAUGUAACCAAAGCACUGUGUGAAUGCGCGAAAGAUAUUGAAAGCAUGCAUAUCUUAGAACAAUUAGAUGCUGUACGUUUGAUUUGGUCGUUACUCAAAAAUCCAUCGCCACGAGUUCAGGCAAAUGCUACGUUUGCUCUUUGUCCGUGCAUUAAGAAUGCACGCAAUUCUGGAGAAUUGGUUCGAAGUUUCGUGGGUGCUAUGGAAUUGGUCGUGGGCUUACUGAAAUCAAGUGAUACUUUAGUGCUAUCAGCAACAUGUGCGGCAAUCGCAACAAUAGCUAAUGAUAAAAAUAAUUUAGCUGUGCUAUCCGAUCAUAAGGUCAUAUCAAUGUUGGCUGAUUUAGUUUUCACGUCAGAUGAUACGUUACGCGAAAAUUUAGCGGCAGCAAUUGCAUCUUGUGCACCAUACGGCUCAAACACACAAGAGUUGGGCAGAUUACGUUGUGUUGCUCCAAUUGUGGGAUAUAUGGUGAGCAAGAACCCUCGAGUUCAUCGAACAACUGCUAUGGCCUUGCAGCGACUCUCAGUUGAUCCACAAAAUUGCAUCAUAAUGCAUCAAAGUGGUGUUGUACCCUUUCUACUCGAAACAGUCGGCUCCAAAGAUAAAGCGCUUCAAGAAGCUUCCGCUGGUUGCUUGCAAAAUAUUCGUGAGCUCGCAUUAAGAGCAGAAGAGUUUAAAUUAAAACGACAAAAUUAGGUGGACUCAAGUUUUGUUUUGUAUUUUAAAUAAGAAAAUUGUUUCAUUCACAAUUAUGUCAAAAGAUGUUUUAAUGUACCGAUUUUUAUGCUUUGUUUUUAGUUAUACGUGAUUUUGCUUACGUAAAUUCUAAAAUAAGUAAAUUAUUUCGCUUAAAAUUAUUUAAGCUUCUUGUACGAUAUUUCACAUUAGAAUAAGUCUUGACGAUCUCAGAUAAGUUUUUUUUUAGCAUUAACAAAAGAAAAACGUAAAAUAUAUUCUAAGAAAAAUAUUCGCAAAAAUGAGACGAAUUAAAGAAAAAAUAAUCUCCCAUUUGAUCAAAUAUAUUGAGUUUGGUAAUUAUUUAUUUAUUGUUACCAACUCUCUGCCGUUCUCAGAGGAUGGAUUCGUUGGAACAGGCAUAGCACCAC
Messenger RNA from Contarinia nasturtii (swede midge), 2462 nucleotides. RefSeq names its product armadillo repeat-containing protein gudu (gene gudu). The transcript has 9 exons. Gene Ontology annotation, molecular function: protein binding. Bases 49 to 2052 code for a protein of 667 amino acids. Lineage: Eukaryota; Metazoa; Arthropoda; Insecta; Diptera; Cecidomyiidae. The record is from RefSeq and is a predicted model, not a curated record.